Aspergillus fumigatus Af293 is the source of this 744-nucleotide messenger RNA. Its product is annotated as putative toxin biosynthesis ketoreductase. The record is from RefSeq and is a predicted model, not a curated record. Lineage: Eukaryota; Fungi; Ascomycota; Eurotiomycetes; Eurotiales; Aspergillaceae. Bases 1 to 744 code for a protein of 247 amino acids. The transcript is spliced from 4 exons.
AUGAACCGUGUUGUUCUUAUCACUGGAGUCAAUCGGGGCAUUGGGAGAGGUCUUGCAGCACAUUAUCUCGCCCAACCGGGCACCACUGUCAUUGGAACCGUUCGGGACAACUCGUCGGAGAAAGCGAAAGAUCUCAGUAAGCUGCCAAAGGGUCGUGGCUGUGAUCUGAUUAUCGUGCCGCUCAGUGUCGACAACCCAUCAAGGGUUGCGGAGGCCGCGUCCGAAAUCCAGACACGGCAUCAUAUCGAGCACAUCGAUGUUGUCAUUGCCAAUGCAGGAAUAUGCAACCACUGGGGCCCGAUUCAGGAAAUGACUGACUUGGACGUGCUUUCUCACUUUGCAGUGAACACGCUGGGACCGCUUCGGCUGUUCACAGCCAUGGCACCGUUGCUGCAGAGAGCCAGUACUCCCAAGUUCGUUUAUAUCUCUACGCUCCUGGCCAGCAUUCAUGCGAUUGAACAAAUGCCUUCAUUAACUGCAGCUUAUGGGAUGUCGAAGGUGGCUGGGAAUUAUCUGGUUAAGAAGAUUGAUGCCGAGAAUAAGCACUUGAUAACUCUGUCGAUUGAUCCGGGACUUGUCCAAACCGAUAUGGGCAGCCGCGCUGCGCAGCUCAAUGGGUUAGAGAAGGCUCCGGUGACUGUUGAGGAUACUGUUCCGGGAAUUACACGUCAGAUUGAAGCAGCGAGCAAGUCAACGACAUCUGGCCAAUUCGUUAAUUAUAAUGGGGACUGGGUGCCCUGGUAG